Messenger RNA from Acipenser ruthenus (sterlet), 5887 nucleotides. RefSeq names its product B-cell lymphoma/leukemia 11B-like. The transcript has 4 exons. Gene Ontology annotation, biological process: positive regulation of transcription by RNA polymerase II. The coding region runs from base 893 to 3202 and encodes 769 amino acids. Gene Ontology annotation, molecular function: RNA polymerase II cis-regulatory region sequence-specific DNA binding; DNA-binding transcription factor activity. The record is from RefSeq and is a predicted model, not a curated record. Gene Ontology annotation, cellular component: nucleus. Lineage: Eukaryota; Metazoa; Chordata; Actinopteri; Acipenseriformes; Acipenseridae.
CAGACUACACAUUUUCUUUCUCACCGUAGACUUAACGUCACGUCCGCACUUGAACUUGAAUUUUAUCCCAUUGUACAGAGGCAGCCCCAGCCACAGAGAGACAGAGAGCUCCCAGAGACGCAGGACUCCGCCAUCUUCACAGUGAAAAAAAAGGCAGCAGGUCUUGUUUUAUUUGGAAGGAGGCGGCAGUCAGUGUUCUCCCAGUGUCAGACAAGGGGGGCAAGUGCAACGAGUUACAAAGGCUAAAAGUAAUUGGCAUUCCACGCACUAGUAGUGCCGGUACUAAGAGAAAAGAAGGUGUCCAUCGCAUGGCAAACUCAAGUGCGAGUGGACAUUGGAUUUUGUGUUCAGAAACAAAAGUGCAUUUUGCGUGCCAAACAUCAUAUCCACAAUUUGGGUGAAGAAAGGUACCCUGCGUACCUCAGCUCUCAAGCACUAGGCAUUGACUUUUUUAUUAUUUUUUUUUUAGAAAGGUAGAGUGCGGUAGUCUACAAGAUACUGUCAGUCACAGGCAAUUGCGAAAAGGGAUAUUUUUGCGCUUUUAUACCUGGCUAGAUUUACUGGUAAACCCUAUUGCCAGGUGGUGUGACAUUGGUUUUGGCUGGGGACAAAAGACAGUUUUCUUCACAAUUUCCAGUUCUGUUCAACAAGGAAAGACUACUGUACUUAUAAGUCACUGCCUGACACAAAGACAGUUUUCAGCUUUGAUCCAGGGACCUCUAUACAAUCUGAUUGCUCUGGUUUGCAGUCCAAGCAGUGGAGCAGUGCCAGUGUUGGGGAAGUCGCAGGAAAAGUUACUGAAGGGACAAAAAAAAAAGAAGAAACGGGGGGAAAACCAUCCGAUCCUUCAGAGUACGAGUCUCCGGGCGAUGCCAGUGUAAAUGCCAGGGCAAUGUCCCGUCGCAAGCAGGGAAAUCCACAGCACUUGUCACAACGAGAAAUAAUUACAUCCGAAGCUGACCAUGUGGAAGCAAGGAUCAACGAUGCCGAAGCUCAUACCGCAAUGGACCCGAGUCCCGUUGGUACCGGCGGUGGGGUGGGAGACCAUGACCUCCUGACCUGCGGACAGUGCCAGAUGAAUUUCCCUCUGGGGCACAUCUUGGUUUUUAUUGAGCACAAAAAAAAGCAGUGUAAUGGCCUCAUUAGUGGGCCGGGCUGUUAUGAGAAGAGCCUGGAUAGGGGCAGCCCCUCACCCCAACGCACUGAGCUCAGGAAAGUGGUGGAACCAGUAGAAAUCGGCAUCCAGGUCACACCUGAGGAGGAGGACGAAAGACUGUUGACUCCCACAAAAGGAAUUUGCCCCAAGCAAGAAAACAUCACAGCAGGUAGAGAUGAACCUUCAAGCUAUAUUUGCACAACUUGCAAGCAGCCCUUUAACAGCGCCUGGUUCCUUCUCCAGCAUGCUCAGAAUACACAUGGGAUUCGCAUCUACCUGGAGACAAAUCCCUCCAGCAGUUCCUUGACUCCAAGGAUCACCAUUCCUCCACCAAUGGGAUCUGAACCUGUACCCCAUUCCCCUCUAACCAGUUUCCUUGGAGACAGCAACCCCUUCCAUCUUCUUCGAAUGACAGGACCUGUGCUUCGGGACCCGCCAAGCUUUCUGGAAAGCCGUCUUCCGAACACUCCCCCUUUUGUCAGCCCUCCACCCCGCCAUCAUUUGGACCCACACCGCCUGGAACACCUUAGUGCCGAGGAAAUGGGCUUGAUCUCCCAACAUCCCAGUGCCUUCGAAAGAGUUAUGCGCCUGACACCAAUGGCAAUAGAGUCCCAAUCGAUGGAUUUUUCCAGACGACUCAGAGAACUUGCAGGAAACAGCAGUUCCACCCCACCCCUUUCGCCAAGCCGCACUAACCCUAUGCACCGCCUACUCAACCCAUUCCAACCUAGCCCGAAAUCACCUUUCAUGAGCACCCCUCCACUGCCACCAAUGGCCCCUAACCAUACCACAUCUCCUCAGCCCCAGUUAAAAAGUAAGUCCUGUGAAUUCUGUGGAAAGACUUUCAAGUUUCAGAGUAACCUUGUUGUACACCGGCGAAGUCACACAGGAGAAAAGCCCUAUAAGUGCCAGCUCUGUGACCAUGCCUGCUCCCAAGCCAGCAAACUGAAGAGACACAUGAAGACGCACAUGCAUAAGUCUGGCUCAAUGACAGGAAGGUCUGAUGAUGGACUAUCUACCACUAGUUCUCCUGAGCCCGGCACCAGCGAAAUCCCUGGUGAGGGGAUCAAACACAGAGAGUUCAGAAAUGAAAGUGAAGCUUCCCUGGGGCAGGACAAUGAGGAGGAAGAGGAGGAGGAGGAAGAAGAAGAGCUGGAAAAUGAGAGCAGACCUGAGUCAAACUAUAGCAUGGACUCUGAGUUCUAUCGCAAUAGGGAAAAUGGCUCUAAGCCCCCACCAGAUGAAAAGUCCUUUUCUUUAGGCAAGAUUGUGGAAAAUGUGAGUUUAAGCACUAUACAACAGUACAAUGACUUGUUGGAAGACAAUCGUAAAAGAGGCCCCUUUUCCAAAAGGUGUUCUGACGGCCAGCGAGACACAGAAGAUGCAAACUCAGUGGCAGGGGAGAUACAUCGUGUGGAAGAAAGGACUGUGAAUGGUAGAAACUUUGGAUCAGGUGACUCUUUCUCAGGUCUGUUUCCUCGAAAGCCCACCCCUAUCACAAGCCCCAGCUUGUCCAACUCAUCAGCGAAGAGAAUAAAAAUAGAGAAGGACCUGGAAUUGCCACCAGCGCCUCUGAUCCCCUCAGAGAACGUAUACUCCCAGUGGCUGGUAGGUUAUGCAGCUUCAAGGCACUUCAUUAAGGACCCGUUCCUCGGAUUCACAGACUCCAGACAAUCUCCCUUCGCCACGUCAUCCGAGCACUCGUCAGAGAAUGGCAGUCUGCGUUUCUCUACACCACCUGGAGACAUGCUAGAUGGGGGUCUCUCAGGGCGCAGCGGGACAGCGAGUGGUGGCAGCACCCCUCACCUGGGAGGUGGGCCCAGGCCAGGCAGACCCAGCUCCAAGGAGAGCCGGAGGAGCGACACCUGCGAGUACUGCGGCAAGAUCUUCAAGAACUGCAGCAACCUGACAGUCCAUCGACGCAGUCACACGGGAGAGCGACCCUACAAGUGUGAUCUGUGUAACUACGCCUGCGCCCAGAGUAGCAAGCUCACCCGCCACAUGAAGACGCACGGCCAGCUUGGACUUCCCAUGAUGUGUAGUUGAACAUUCUAAGGAGUAGCAACUUUAUCACAUAAAGAAUGCACAGCAGAAUUUGAGUUUUGAAAAAAAAUCUAUUGUCAGUAAGCACUGUCAUGCCUAGUGCACCACACUGCAUUAUUUUAAAUAAUGCGUUUUCCCAAUCCAGUCAACUUUUUGAAUUGAUGAUCAUUUACAGAAUAAUUGAAAUAAACUGUUUCUAUUAAGUUGACCCGCACUUUAUAAUUUGUUAAUACAACAACGGCUUCUGAACAAGAAAUUACAGUUAAUAGAUCUAUUUGGCCUUGUAAAAGGGUCAAAGUACAAGGGAGCAUCUGAGAUUCAAGUGUCAGUGUUGCUAAGCAUGGCAUUCACAAUACUGGCACUAUAAAAUGUAAAAUUAAUUUAUUGGGACAGUUUUUGUGCUGCCUUUCAAUUUGACGUGAGUGUGCCUUGAAUACUGAUCUUCCUAUCUGAUGUAUCUUGAUACUUUUGUGAAGCAAAAGGAUUGAGAAAAAAAAUCAAUUAAGUGACAUAAUCCUAGUUUUCAUGAAUCAGAAUAUCAGGCAAGAUGUGAUAAAAAAAAAAAAAAAAGAUUAAGUAGAAGUACCCAGCACAACUUAUAUAUAUAUUGAAUUCUUCACUUCAGGACAAGACUGCAUCCCUCAAUAGAAAUCGCCGGAGCGAAUUGUAAUACCACAGAUAGUCAAGGAAGAGACUGGACAAAAAUCAGGAACAACAGAAACUUAAAAAAGAAAUUUAGUGCACUCUCUUAAAAUACGUUUACAGUAUUGAAACAAGUACAAGGGUAAAAAAAAAAAAAAUACGUCUGUGUAUGUGUGUUUUGAACGAUCAAGUAUUUUUUUUUCUGAGUUUGCUUAUAAAGUUUCUCUGAAUGCCAUAGUGGCAAUGUGUAUCUUGUUUUUUUGGUGACGGGGUUUUAGUAAAUAUAUAUAAAUAUAUAUUACAAUUUUCUUGUUUACUGUAAAAGUAUACCAGUAUUUGUAAUAUUGGAGAAUGCCUGGGCAUUUUACAAAAACAGAAAAAAAAAGUUUUUAUUUUUUAUUUUCCAGUCAAAUUUAAAUGGUGGGUCUAUUAAAAUGUUUUUUGUCACUGUAAUUGUAGUCUUGAGUUUUAGUAAAACUUUUAUUCUGCCUUGGGUGUAAAAAAAUCCAGAAUUGUAAACAAAAUGGGGGGGGGGGGGGGGGGUGGAUGGGCAAGGUGACCAGCUAUACAAUGUAGAAAAAUCCCUAUUAGAAAAUAUUGCCUAUUGUUAUUGCUUUGCAGGAAAUUAAUCAUAUUCCUGAACUGUACUUAUUUUUCUUCUUAUGGAAUGGAUAUUCUUAAUGGCUGGUUUAAAAUACUUGUGUAGGCACUUGCUGUCUUUUUACUGGAGCUUGUAUUUUUUAAAUUGUACGCUCAUCCUUUGUGAAAAAGGUAUUCAAAGUACCUUUACUCAUUUUUGGGUAGUUAAUUGAAAAGAAAAACAAUUCUAACAUAGAUCACACAAGCUGCCAUAAUAUAUUUUUUUAAUUUGGCAGGAUAAAAUAUUGCAAAAAUAAUAAUAAUAAUAAUAAUAAUAAUAAUAAUAAUAAUAAUAAUAAUAAUAAUUUGUAUGCUUAAAUGAAUCCUAUUGUACAGAUGGGUUAAAAAGGUUGUUUGACAGCCUUUUGGCUACAAAAAAAAAUGCAAAAGUAAAUGUUUUGUUUACUAGUAUUUUGGUUGUAAAUAUUUUUUAUGAUUGCCCUGUUUUUGGUUGUGUUCUGACAGGUACUGGAAGCAACUUUUGCUUUUUGGGCCUACCCUUAACCUUUCUGGGUGUAAAAGACAGACCUGAGUUUAUAGCCACCUGCCCCAAAUACAGACCACAAAACUGGUACACUCUUCUCUAUAGUUAUUCAUCACGUCAUGAUCAACAGUCAAAACUAGUGGGCUGUGUACGUGGAUUCCAGUUAAAACAGGAAAACAAGGACCUGGGAAUUUGCUAUGCACUGUUGCAACAGUUAUUUGUACCCAUUAAGAAAUGAUGGCACUUAAUGCUUCUUAAUCUGACCAUAAUUUAAAUUCAUAUCAAUUCUCUGCAAAAAAAAAAAAAAAUGCUACAAUUUACGAUUUCUGUGCAUUAAUUUGCAGUGGCCCAAUUUGACUGUGUUUUUUAAAAUAAAAUGGUUGAUAAUUGUUAAGAGCUACUUCCUGUUGACAAUGCUUUUUGCCAGACACUGAGAAUUUAAGGACCAACAUUAAGCACAAGCAACCAGUUACUGCUGGUUGCUUGUGCCUGUUCAACUUUAUAACUGCCCUAUUGUGCUUGGGCAGGUCCUAGCAUUAGAAGCUCUCACCUCCUAGUCAGAACAAGACAACUUUGGUAUGCAGGUCUUGCCAGUCCUUUGAAUAAAAGUGCUUUGCUGCUGUUCACUCCUUAUUUGACAUUCCAUUAUUUUUUCUUAAAAUGUUUGUAUUUAAUAAUUAUACAGGGUUGGGAUGAAAAUCUGUACCUUUUGAUAUGUCCUAAUGUUCGAGGGGAGGGGAGGGGAGGGGGGGAAUAUGAGUAGGGAUGUUAUGCAUACUGUGUGUGAUGUCACUUUAUUUAAAUACAUGAACUGAUUCUAUAGGCUUGUGUUGUCUAUGAUGUCAUUUCAAGCCGCAGAUAUGUUCUGAGGCCAGUUCAGCCUAUUUUCAGUCAAUAUAGUAAACGUCAUAUGAGGACUCCAA